UAUCUUGUGUUUUUUUGUUUGCUUUUAGAAUGUUUCUAUAUUGCAUUAUAGCAUCUUCUCAUUUAUAUCAAAAGGAGGGCGGGCACAAGGCUGAUAAAACUGCUGCCUCAUCAAUCAUUUCAUUGUUUUGUUGGGUUUCAGGUUGUGUAUCCCUAAAAAUCCUACAGAUGCCAUCAGCUGUGCCCAGUCUUCCUGAUGUUUGGAGUUGCAUCAAGCCCAGACCCAAAUAAUGACUCCUUUAAUUGGGACCCUCUGGUCAGUGAGCCUUGCCUCAGUACAGCUGUGCCCCUAAGAAUAUUUCCUACCCAUCUCUCAUGUCCCUGUAAGAAGGCACAGAAGUGGUGCUGUUGGUGACAGUAUUUACUGCUGACACAUUGCCAUCCAAGCAGGGCAGCUCUGCCCACUGGAAUGAGAACCUGCAGUUGAAACUGACCCUGCGUGUGCCAGGCAUGGGGGUGAAGGCAGGGUGUGCCUCUUCACAGGAGCUUUGUUGGAUGUUUGUUUAAUUCCAUGCCAUAAUUUAAAACAAAGCCAUCAGCAACCGCUUCACCUCUCGUUCAUUUUACUUCCCAAGUUGUAUAAGAAAGUAGGCUGUUAUUUCUGCUGAUAAUUGCUUGACCUAAACAUUCCUCUUCCUUGCAAGAUGAGGCAGCUAUGAGCUUUCUGAAGACUCUUAGCUGUGCUUUCCAGUGGCAAUGUAUGUAUUUUUUUAAUCUUGGACUUUAUCUGUAGUGCCUGUGGAAAUACGGGAGGAUUUAAACAUUUCCUUAGAGAACCAGAAGUAUUUUGACUCCUCGUUAUUUUGUGUGCUGACAGGGCAACUCCAGAGUGCUGCUGUUGGAGGGCAGUGUUAGCUGGAGAUGCGAUGCUGUUACACAGCCUGUGUUCAGUCGUGUGGGUGUUCAGUGAUCCUUUUAAAUACUGAUGUUGUUUUCCAUCAUGUUGGAACUGGAUUCUGAUAUGCUUCAAGUACGAGUUGUCAGAACUCUGCUGUGCAGUUCUGAGUUCUCAUGAAAUCACUGGAGAGCUUUUAAUGCCAUGUGCCAUUGUGCUUCUGGGUUGAUCUUCAUUCCAGAAAUGCAGAACUGACAGCUGCCACGAGAAACUUCAGCUCUCAGGGCUUUCUCUGUGCCUUUCCUCCCCCAGCUCGCUCUCGUAUGUACACUUUAAUAUUAAGCUGUAAGAGCAAAGAAGUUAUCUUACAAUUUCAUGGUCUGUUUUAAACCAGAUUGAACAACAUCUGUCCCAGAUGUCUUUUGGUCUGUCUUCUUAUGCUCAGUCUGAGUUUAACAGUGUAUUUUUUGUAUGUUUGCUUGCAAUUUGGUGGGUUUGGGUUGUUUGCUUUCUCAUCUCCAAUGAAGUUCCCUGACUUUAUCACAUCAGUGCAGUGGAAGAUGCAGUCUUUGCAAACAUGCAGUCACUGCUGGUGGUUCUGAAGAAAAAUAUGAGGAUAAAUGGGAGGUGAGUGAGUGUGGAGUGAGAGGAACAGCAAAUGGGAGAGCAGUUGGUUUUGUUGCUGCUCGUGAGCUUCUUUUGGUUCUGCUGGGUCGUCUUUCAAGUUCAGGUAAUAUCAGUACAGAUGCUCUUUUGUUCUUGUUUGCUUCUGCCAUAGUGAUUCUUUAAUGAUUCCAAAUAUCCCUAGUCCUGCAGGGCAGAUAAUAAGAAAAUAGUAGAAUGUACUUUCUGACUAAAAACACAUCAUGUGCAGUAUGUAGAGAAAGGACAUUGGCCAUUUACAUCCUUUUGGUUGUUUUGUUUUCUAUUAAAGAUGUGAUUCAGUGUGGGCCUGAACUGAACUAAGCAAGGUGAGCUGUGUGUGACCAACUCACUGCAAGGUGGCAAGAUUGCAAUUUCCAUCUUGCUUGUUAGUUAAGUGAUGUUUGAAGCCCCUGUGUUACAAAGCUGCUAGAACUGAAUAUCCAGCAGCACUACCUCCUUUUCCCUGUUCAUGCUUAUUGAGAAAAGCAUAAUACCUCAAACUUAAAGCAAAUCAAACAGCUCACUUGGCAACUUCAUCGCUCUUCACAUGUUACCAGAAUAAACUUGGCUUCCCAUGCGUGGGCAGGAGUCUCCAUGAGGACGAGAUGAACGCUGUGGUCCUUUUCAAGCAAGGCCAUUCUGUGAUCCUAUGAUCUGACCUCCUCUUGGACCAGGAGGUUGAGUUGUGUGGUGCAGACUUUGCUGGUUUAGUAUUCCUGAGUGGGCAUGGUGCUGUUAGGGCUGGCUGUGCUCUGCAGGCAUUGCAGUUGUACUUUGUACUCACGUUUACCCCGAAGCUUGGAUGGGAUUCAACCUGUAGAAAUCUGAUGACUAGUCUUGCUUUCUUUUGUUGCCUGUGUUGGUUUGGUUUUUAUUGUUGUUGGAGCUUUAAGAGGCUUUGUGUAGGCUUGAAAUAAAGUAAUUAUGCUGCUUCCUCUGUUGGAAAGCUGCUGCUCUGCUAUAGGUCACAAAUAGAGGUACUUGGACAGGAGGAAUGCUUAGAAUGGGUGUCAGAUUGACAACCAGAACGCAGUGCGGGGCAGUUUUAUCAACCAUGUGUGACACUGACCAAAAUGCAGUUCAGUUCUGGGAAGUGAACGUGAAAUCCAGCAGUCCUUGCAGCUCAGGAGAAGGGCAGGGUGAAGGCAGGGUGCUUCAUAUGCUGGAGGGAUUUGUGUUGGGUCCUCAGGUCUGUGAUGGAGGCAUUGGUGGCCUCUGCUUCUGCAGUUGCCUAAUUCUGUCUGUCCUGGGCUGUUGUGGUUGCUGUGUUAAGGACACUCAGUACUGCACGACUCGCAGCUGGUGAGAGAGCAGGGAAGGUGCUGAUGAAGUAAGGAUGGAAUUGGUCCGUGCUCACGUGCUGCUCAGAAAUGCAGGUGGGGUAAAAUGCAGGCAGGGCCUUUGCUAAUGUUCCGUUUGGGAACAGCUUUAACCGUUGUUAGGGAUGUCAUACAUAUUAAUUAGAGCAUCAGAGUAACUGAUUGACAGGGCAGCCAAAAGGCAGCAGUGAGCUGCAGGUGUUAGAGAACACGUGGGAACAGGAGCAGCUCAAGGAGAAGGUAUGAGAGCAAGCGUGGUUAAAUUGAGCUGUGAGGAGCUGGAAUCUGAAAAAGAGCAGCUUGGAAACAGGAACAGGAAGGUGGUCGAUUACUCCCAGUUUCAGGAAUCAGAUGAUGCUGAUGAAGAUUAUGGGAGAGAUUCAGGUCCCCCAUCCAAGAAAAUCCGCUCAUCUCCCCGCGAGGCUAAAAAUAAGAGGAGAUCCGGGAAGAAUUCUCAGGAAGACAGUGAGGAUUCAGAGGAAAAAGAUGUGAAGACUAAGAAAGAUGAUUCGCACUCAGCAGAUGAAGAUUUUGGCAGUGAAGAUGAUGACUUAGGAGCAGAUGAUGGCAAAGCUGACAGUGACUAUGAGAGCUCUCAAAAAAGCAAAAAAGGAAAGAAGGCCAAACCAGAUAAGAAUAAGAGAGCCUCUAAAUCCAGGAAAAGGCCUGCAGAGGACAGUGAGGAUGAGAAAGAAGACCACAAAAACGUGCGUCAGCAGAGACAGGCAGCAUCCAAAGCAGCUUCCAAACAACGAGAGAUGCUUAUGGAUGAUGUGGGUAGUGAGGAGGAAGAACAAGAGGACGAUGAGGCACAGUUCCAAGAGAAUUCAGGAAGCGAUGAGGAUUUUCUCAUGGAAGAUGAUGAUGAUAGUGACUAUGGCAGUUCAAAAAAGAAAAAUAAAAAGGCCUCCAAGAAGUCCAAGCCCGAGAGGAAAGAAAAGAAGAUGCCAAAGCCCAGGCUAAAGGCUACAGUGACUCCCAGUCCAGUGAAAGGCAAAGGGAAGGCAGGCCGCCCCACAGCUUCCAAGACAACAAAAGAAAAGACCCCAUCCCCCAAAGAAGAGGAUGAAGAGCCUGAAAGUCCUCCAGAAAAGAAAAAAUCAGCCAGCCCUCCGCCAGAGAAGUCAGGGGAUGAGGGAUCUGAAGAGGAAGCACCCUCUGGUGAAGAUUAAAUGGCAGUUGAGGAUAUCUUUGUUUAAAAAAGAAAAAAAAAAAGAAAAAAAAAAAAAAAAGAGAGAGAAAAAAGGAAAAAGAAAACAUACUUAGGGGUAGAACACGGUUUUGGCUGUGGCUUGACUCAUGGGCUUUGAAUGCUGUCUUUACUUUCAGCUGUUUAAUACAGUGUAUCCUUUUUUUAAUAAGAGGAAACCCUCAUACAGUAAUAUUUUGAAGUCACUGUUCUGUGUUGGCCAUUCCGUUCUCCCUCCCCCUCCAAAUCCAAAAGCCAUUUGAGACAAAUUAACAGACCAUUUGAAUAUAUAUAUUUUUUUUCCAAGGGAUACUGCAGUUGUGAAGCAAUAAGGUUUGGGACUGAUAAAUGGAAACCACACUUACAAAUCACUGAGUAGAAUAGAUUUCCCAGUGCUGGUAAGAGUUGUUCAAAACUAUAAUUCUGUGUUUGAAUACACGGUUAAAAAAAACAAACCAUCAAACCAACCCUGCUUUAAUAGACUUAUCUCAAUAGAAGUUCCUUCUCUCAGAAAAAGAAAAAUAUAUAUAAACUGCAGAAACACGGGGAGGAAGCCUGUGUUUCUUGGAUUCAUGCAACUUUUUAAUGGAAAGCAAUCAAGAGACUUAUAGGGGGUCCACUGUCUUUUAUCUGGAAACAUCCUCCAGUUAGGAUGCAAGAUCUUUCAUCUUUCCUGGAUAGAAUACUCUUCUGCUUAGGCAGAUCUCGGUUCAUUCUAUGCUAUUUCAGACACACAACCUAGAAGCUGCUCACAUCCACUGAUUCUGUUUGACUUCUUCCAAGGUCGGCUAUAGAUGGGCAGAAUAGGGAAGAGAGAUUUGAAGAGUUCUAAAGCUCUGCUUUCCAGUUGACGUUGUGGACACUUUCUUUAAAGUUCCAGGGGAAAAAUGGUGGACAUUCUAGAAGUAGAUUUUUUUUUGUGUGUCUUUUGGGGUGAGGGAUGUCCUUUUAUAAAUGUGAAGCAAAGGAUUCCUGUAAUGCUCUGGUCAGUCUCGGAUCCCAUGAGUCACGCUUAAGUGCUUCUCUUCUCUCCCUCCAUCUGUCCUCAGAAGGCUGUGUAAUCAUGUCUAAGCCUCUCCAGCUACAGUGUUGGACAGCAGACUUCCAUCAAUAGUGAACAUCACCCCAGUACCACUUCCAUUUCUUCAUCCUCCCUACUGCAGCAUGGGAGGAUUUAUUCGCUCUGCUCCCACGCUGACAUGUCUGCCUCUGUUGGUCAUCAUUCUGUUCCCUAAGCCUAGGAAGCAUGGAGUAGGGAACAGUGUUAAAGGAUGAAGCUGAGAGGAAAUGAAGUUUGAAAACAGUGUAGCAGGGCUAUGGUUCUAUAACAAAAGCAGGAUGUCCCUCUAAAGGAGAUACUUGAGAUGUGUGUAGUGGCAUUUUAAUGUGUUUUUAUCAAAGCAGCCAUAUCCUUUUUUUUUUUUUUUUAAACUUAAUUGAAGUACACAAGCCUUGGUUUUCAAACCCUGAUGCAGAGAUUGCUGCCAUGUUUGUUGGUGGAAAUAUUAAAAACUGGAUCUGCCUUUUUCUUUCUUUUAUUUUCCUUAGACCCUUUGUGCUUUUGUACGUUGCUCACAGUUACCUUACAGCUGACAAGCUUUGCAUCUCCUUUUCUUUUUGUCACUGAAGUACAUAUUUUGUAACCAGCCUCUUGAAGGUAACAUAAGGCAGCUAACUAGUCGGAUUUCUGGUGCACAUGCUACCAGAUUUUUAAUCCUGUUUGGACUUCAGAGAGCUUUUAGAUGUGAUACACUAAUAUGACCAGAAAGGACACUUGGCUGAAUGGCAGAGGGAGCCCGAAGAUUCUGAGCACAGUGUGGAGCCUAAACCACAGAAUGGAACAUUAAUUUAACGGCCAAGUGCUUGUCUUGUGUGAUUCACAGCCAUGGGUUUUAUUGAGGCUGGUAAAUUACUUUACCUUGGCUUAAAAUUUGAAGUUCUCUAACGUUCUUUACUAUAAUGAAACUACUGUUGCCGUUACAAUAAAGAUGAUCAGUGUUUCCAUUGUAAA
This is a messenger RNA of Centrocercus urophasianus (Greater sage-grouse), 5998 nucleotides long. It is a transcript of the gene NUCKS1, whose product is annotated as nuclear casein kinase and cyclin dependent kinase substrate 1. The transcript is spliced from 8 exons. Gene Ontology annotation, cellular component: cytoplasm. Gene Ontology annotation, biological process: interstrand cross-link repair; double-strand break repair via homologous recombination. Bases 3041 to 3970 code for a protein of 309 amino acids. The record is from RefSeq and is a predicted model, not a curated record. NCBI's taxonomy places the organism in Eukaryota, Metazoa, Chordata, Aves, Galliformes, Phasianidae. Gene Ontology annotation, molecular function: double-stranded DNA binding; single-stranded DNA binding.